Sphaeramia orbicularis (orbiculate cardinalfish) is the source of this 4071-nucleotide messenger RNA. RefSeq names its product SRY-box transcription factor 10 (gene sox10). The record is from RefSeq and is a predicted model, not a curated record. Gene Ontology annotation, cellular component: nucleus. Gene Ontology annotation, molecular function: RNA polymerase II cis-regulatory region sequence-specific DNA binding; DNA-binding transcription factor activity, RNA polymerase II-specific. The transcript is spliced from 4 exons. The coding region runs from base 585 to 2054 and encodes 489 amino acids. Gene Ontology annotation, biological process: peripheral nervous system development; morphogenesis of an epithelium; enteric nervous system development. Lineage: Eukaryota; Metazoa; Chordata; Actinopteri; Kurtiformes; Apogonidae.
GCCCAGUGUUUUUUUCUCCCAGUCUCAUACAAGGAGCUCUUUAAGCCCCGGUACCGACACACAGAGCAGGCAUUCAUACACGGGCAGCGCGAGCGAGGGGGCUGGGGAGCGAGCGUCACUGUGGAAACUCGGGAACUCACGGAUUCUCGUGCAAAACCGUCGACCUCCUUUUCCCAUUACUGAAGUCAUUGUUGGAUUUCUCCUGCGGGACAAACGGAGGAAAAAGAAAAGGGGAUCUCAGGAGGGAAGUGAGACUGGGUGGGUUUGACAAGGAUAGUUGCGCAUUAGCAGGUAAACUGGGGUCCAAGGUGCGCACUGUGCCGCCUAUGAUACCAACAACACGGAUGGAAAGAACUUUAAUGUGGAACCCUCACAGAGUUUUGCAACGGAGGCUGAGAGUUGAGACAGACUGGCCAUUUAUACUGUAACUUAACGGAGGCCAGAGAGACAGAUCAGGCAGUAGUCAGCCGACAGUCCGUGCGUCACUGUAGGACAAACAGCAGCAGGAGCCGGUCAGGUAGAGCUGAGGGUCAACGGCAGGCUUUGCAUCCUGUGCGCACCUGGAGGCUUGUGUGUGUAGGAAGAUGUCCAGAGAGGACCAGAGCUUAUCGGAAGUUGAGCUCAGCCCUGGGGUGUCAGACGACAGCCGCUCCCUGUCACCGGGUCGUACCUCCGGUGCCGGUGGCUGCGGGGACUCGCCUCUCCGCGGACAACAGCAGCCGCAGCUUGCGGGUCUGGACGACGAGGCGGCGGGCCCCUCAUCCGUCAAAUCUGACGAGGAAGACGAGCGCUUUCCCGCGGGAAUCCGUGAGGCGGUGAGCCAGGUGCUCAACUGCUAUGACUGGACCCUCGUGCCCAUGCCGGUGCGCGUGAACACCGGAAGCAAGAGCAAACCGCACGUGAAGAGGCCAAUGAACGCAUUCAUGGUGUGGGCGCAGGCGGCGAGGAGGAAACUGGCGGAUCAGCACCCCCACCUGCACAACGCAGAGCUCAGCAAGACCCUGGGGAAACUGUGGAGGCUUCUCAACGAGGCUGACAAGCGACCCUUCAUUGAAGAGGCAGAGAGGCUGAGGAAGCAGCACAAGAAGGAUUACCCUGACUACAAAUAUCAGCCAAGACGCCGCAAGAGUGGAAAGCUUGGUUCUGGAUCAGGAAGUGAGGCCGACGGCCAUUCGGAGGGUGAGGUCAGCCACAGCCAAUCCCACUACAAGGGCCUCCACCUGGAUGAGGCCCACAGUGGGGGAGCCGGGUCCCCUUUGGCAGGGCAGAGCCACAGUCCUCCCACACCUCCCACCACUCCCAAGACAGAGCUUCAGUCUGGGAAAGCAGGAGAUGGAAAGAGGGAUGGUGCUGGGAAUGGGGGCUCCCGUGGCCCACUGGGACCAGAGGGAAACUCAGGUGCUCCAGGAUCUGGGAAACCUCACAUCGAUUUUGGUAAUGUGGACAUUGGCGAGAUGAGCCAUGAGGUGAUGGCCAACAUGGAGCCUUUUGAUGUCAAUGAAUUUGACCAGUAUCUUCCCCCCAAUGGGCACCCGGGGGUCGGGCAGAGUGCUGGGGCAGGCUCGGCUGCAGGAGCGUCCCCUGCCUCACCAUACACUUAUGGUAUCUCCUCAGCUCUGGCAGCGGCCGGUGGACACUCAGCAGCCUGGCUUUCUAAGCAGCAGCAGCCACAGCAGCAUCACAGCUCCCCCCUCGGCUCUGAUCCUUCUAAAGCACAGAUCAAGAGUGAGACCGCAGGGGGCGUAGGCCAUUUUACCGAAGCAGCAUCACAAGGAUCCCAUGUCACUUACACGCCUCUCAGUCUUCCUCACUACAGUUCUGCUUUCCCAUCUCUGGCCUCCAGGGCUCAGUUUGCUGAGUAUGCUGAACACCAGGCCUCAGGUUCAUACUAUGCCCACUCCAGCCAGGCCUCAGGGUUGUACUCUGCCUUCUCUUACAUGGGGCCGUCACAGAGGCCUUUGUACACUGCCAUCACUGACCCCGCCAGUGUACCGCAGUCGCACAGCCCCACACACUGGGAACAGCCUGUCUAUACCACACUGUCACGACCAUGACAGAUAACAAGACCAGAGGGCACUGGUGCAGGUUCAGCCCCCUUUUCCAUGUCAGACCCUUUGAGCAGCAACAGAAGUGUUGGCGGUACGGGUCUUGAAAGUGGUCUGGACUGGGGGGGCGGAGGCAGGCACCAGGGUGUUGGCUGGGGAGUCAGAGGGCAAGAAACCCUGUUCUGUUCUUUCUCAGCUGCAGAAAUGCUGUCACAGCCUGAGGAUGAGGAGUCACUGGCUGAAACAGUGUAGAAAUCAGAGAAUGUAUUACUUUGGUGGGGCAAAGUUAAAACACCCAGUUAUCAGAGGAGGUCCAGGUUAGAGUCACAGCAGCAAACCUCUAGCACUGAAAACUGGCAGUGUUAAUGGGUGGAAAUAUUGUGUCCUUAUCAGGUGAAGUGGCAGAGGAGGCACACUGUAGGCUACAAAGGGGCCAGCAGCCAACAGGGACCACUGCAUACACUGAGAACAUCGAAACUGGAAAUAUUCAAAGCUCAAAACAUCGACCUGUGUUAUCGAUAGAUACAUAGGCUUUAUUGUACUGAAGUAUUGUGUGCCAAACAAUGUAACAGUUCACUUCUCAGGCAAAAUGAAUCCUUUUCCAGACAGUUAUAAAUUAAUUCUAGAAGCCAAUUCAACAAUAACUGAUAACAUGUUUUUGAUUGGCACGUUUGUCCCUCCUUAAUUCAGAUAAUUGUGCUGUGUUCACUUAAAAUACCUUUUGUAAACACAAAGAACAUGCAUGGAAGAAAAAUGCCAUAAACCAUGCUGUUCAGGUAUAUGUGAAGAAUAUUUCCUAUACUAUAAAUACGAAUGCUGACUAUUAUUAGGAAUAUGUAUACAAUGUGCUUGAGGACACGUGACAAAUGUAUAUUAAUGGAUACUUAUGUAUUUGUUAAAUGACCAAAGUUUUGAGACCAAAACUUUACAUAUAAAGAAGAAACUGAUCUCACAGACCGAUCUCUUUCUCCCAACGUCAUACAAAACUACCUUGUAUUAAGUAGAAAUGAGUUAGUUUUAUCUUAGUGAAUUUGACUUAUUGUAAACGAUUAAAACUGUAUUAGGUUUCUUUCACAACAGCACUGAUGUGUGGUGAUUUCCAAUAACACACAACAUAUUCAUUGAGAACAUUCAUGCUAAAAAAAAAAAAAACAAUUUUAUUUAUGCAUUUUCAUAGUUCUCAAUGUGUCAUAGAACACAUUAAUACCAACUUUUUCAAAAUUAUUUUAACAAAUACUAAUACUGUCAAAUGCUUUUCAAUAUUGUUAUGUUAUCUCCACUGAAAGUCUGCACCACUGCCUCUGUUUUUCCUUGUAUGAUACUGAAGAUAUGUACAUAGAUCAGUAUUCAAUGUGAAGAUCUUAGUUUCAGUAACGCCAAUAUCAAGAAGCAGUUGCCAGAGAUUGCGCUUCAAGCAGAUAUGUACGUUUUAACAGAGCCUAACACUGAUGUAAAAUAUGCCUUGCCCUAAAUAACACAUGCUAAACACAGGUUAAACAGAGAAGCAGUAACAUUUAUUUAAUGUUUAUGUCUUUUUUUUUUUUUUUUUUCAGUUUUUUGACUAUUACUUACUCUAUUUGUACUGUUUUUUUCCCAUUUGUCUUUAUUCUAUGUUAAUUUCAGUCCUUGUAUUUCAGUAUGAUUUAAUUUGUUAUCACUUAAAUAUUAAUUUUCACUAUUUGACACAAAAUGUAUGCAUGCAGCACUGCCAGCUAUUUGUAUUUAACCGUUUACCUCCACAAGUGACAGAGCAGAGGUCCAAUCUUUAAUGUUGCUAUGAAUUUUUGCAUUCCUUAUUUAUAUUUGUUUUAUGUUCACAUGAGCUGUUAACAUGUAUCUGUCUGCAAUGAAAAAAAAAUCUGCCAUUUUAGUAUUUGAUAUUUUCUAUUCUUGAAUAAUGUUUUCCAGCAAAGCAUAGCUACACAACCUCUAAACAUCACCAGCAGGAGCGAAAGCCUGAACAUGUGAUGAUGUCUAAUGAUCUUUUACUCUCACUUGAAAUAAAGCUCUGUUAUUUCUGCUUUAA